This is a messenger RNA of Prunus mume (Japanese apricot), 901 nucleotides long. RefSeq names its product ovate family protein 8 (gene OFP8). The record is from RefSeq and is a predicted model, not a curated record. Gene Ontology annotation, biological process: negative regulation of DNA-templated transcription. NCBI's taxonomy places the organism in Eukaryota, Viridiplantae, Streptophyta, Magnoliopsida, Rosales, Rosaceae.
UCCAAUGGAAAACCGAUUCAAGCUCAAGCUUUCUAACAUGUUUCGCUCCUCAUUUGGCUCCUGCCGAUCCCGAAACUUAUCGGAUGUGAUCGAAAAAGCAGUGUUCUUGCCUGAAAACCAGCAAGAGUUGUCCACCAUUGAGCCUCCUAAGCAGGUGGCUCGACCCUUCCCCUCCAUUUGCAGACCCAAAUGCUCAGACCCCAAUCAACCCAUCAUCAACAAUCACUGUGUCAUCUCUACCAAAGAUGUCAUGCUCCCAAGACGCAAAAUUUUUGAACGUUGUUCACCUUUUGUUAAGCCCUUUAACCCCGAUGGCCAAACAUGCCCUCCAGCCUCACCUUUCGCAGCUUUGAACCCUUUCUACGACCUCCAUGAUAAGAGCUUCAGACAGAGAAAAAAUAGAGAUAAGAAAAAGAAGAAAAAGAACAAGAAGAAGAAGCCGAGCAGCGAGUUUUUCCCCUUCAGCUCUUCUUCUUUUGAUAGUAAUAACUACAAGGGGUGGUGGUCGAGCAGCGAUGACGAUGAGAGAGAGGACGAGACAGAUACUCUGUUUUCUUCAAAAAGCCACUCUUCUGAUUCAUCUGGAUCUCGAUUACGACGUCGUCCUCGGCGAAACGGACACAGUGCUAGCCGGAGAAGAGCGAGCUCUGAAGUGGGUCUGCUUCCGAUACAAGGAAAAGUGAAGGAUAGCUUUGCGGUGGUGAAGAAGUCGAGCGAUCCGUACAAUGACUUCAGGACAUCAAUGGUGGAAAUGAUCGUUGAGAAGCAGAUAUUUUCAGCCAAGGAUCUCGAGCAGCUUUUGCAGUGUUUUCUGUCACUGAAUUCGUCUCUUCAUCAUAGAGUUAUUCUUGAGGUUUUCACUGAGAUUUGGGAAGCUCUGUUCUCUAACUGGGGAUCUUGA